AUGCUUAAUCGUGCGUUUAAACUCUCGUCUACGUGGAAGUUUUUUCACGAGGAAUGUGAACGCCUUAAAGAGAUCUUCUCCCGACUGCGCUAUCCAGACGACCUUGUGCAGUCAACCAUUCGCCAAUUCAUUGAAUCCAAAGUGUCCGAGGAUUCACACACCCAAGUGGCUGAUAAAAGAGAAGCCCCAAUCAGAAUCGUGUUGCCCUUCAAAGACCAGAAAUCAGCAAACGUAGUACGUAAACAGCUGGCUGACCUGAGUAGGAAGAUCAACGCAGACAUCAGCCCAGUUUACACAAGUAGGAAGAUCAAAGAUGAAAUUAAGGUCAAGGAAGACAAGCCGCCUCUUGUGAGUCAACAAUGCGUGGUGUAUUCUUUCCAGUGUAGCCUGUGUGAUGCAGGUUAUGUCGGCUACACGUGCCGACACCUACACCAACGAAUUGAAGAACACAAAGGAUCG
Molecule: messenger RNA, 459 nt
Organism: Porites lobata
Lineage: Eukaryota; Metazoa; Cnidaria; Anthozoa; Scleractinia; Poritidae
Source: the annotation of a GenBank genome assembly